GAGAGACAGAGAAAUUGAGAGAGAGAAAGAGAGAGACAGAGCGCUGACUCCUCCUCAUUCUCCGGUGUCAAAGUUGACAUCAGCCCUGGAGCGGAGUUGAACGGGAGCCUUGUGCGUGAACGGGAGAGCGAGCUCACAUCAUUCAGUGGCGAAUGCUGCACGGAGUUAUGUACCUCGCGCUGCCUUGCCCUCUGAACUGCCUGCCGUCAUGGAUUGCAAACCGCGCGCGAAACCACUACUACUUUUUAUUUUACUGUUCAUCUUGUCGUUUAUUCGCCCAGCACUUUUGAUCAUCCACCCGUCCAAUGAAGUGAACCUGUUGGACUCCAAAGCCAGCCAGGGGGAGCUGGGAUGGAUCUCCUACCCAUCACACGGGUGGGAGGAGAUCAGUGGAGUAGACGAGCACUACACUCCCAUCCGGACAUUCCAGGUGUGUAACGUGAUGGAGUACAGUCAGAACAACUGGCUGAGGACCAACUGGAUCCCCCGCCAGUCAGCCCAGAAGAUCUACGUGGAGCUCAAGUUCACCCUGAGAGACUGUAACUCCAUCCCCCUGGUCCUGGGGACCUGUAAGGAGACCUUCAACCUGCUGUACAUGGAGACAGACGAGGACCAGGGCAGCCACUUCAGAGAACACCAGUUCUCUAAGAUCGACACCAUCGCUGCAGACGAGAGCUUUACCCAGAUGGACCUGGGAGACCGCAUCCUGAAGCUCAACACAGAGGUCCGGGAGGUGGGGCCUGUUACCAAGAAGGGCUUCUACCUGGCGUUCCAGGACGUGGGGGCGUGUGUGGCGCUGGUCUCAGUCAGGGUCUACUUUAAGAAGUGCCCGUUCACUGUGAGGAACCUGGCCUCCUUCCCUGACACGGUGCCCAUGGACUCUCAGUCAUUGGUGGAGGUGAAGGGCUUGUGUGUCAAUCACUCCAAGGAGGAGGAGCCACCGCGUAUGUACUGUAGUACAGAGGGGGAGUGGCUAGUGCCCAUAGGGAAGUGUCUGUGUAACGUCGGCUAUGAGGACAGAGGGAGCUCCUGCCAAGCGUGCAGAGCAGGGUUCUAUAAGUCUCUACUGGGUAACGUCCAGUGUUCUAAGUGUCCACCUCACAGCUUCGCCUAUCAUGAGGGAGCGCUACACUGUGGCUGCGAGAAAAACUACUUCCGCUCUGAUGGAGACCCGCCAUCAAUGGCCUGCACACGUCCUCCCUCCGCUCCUCGUAACGUGAUCUCAGUCAUCAAUGAGACCUCAGUGAUUCUGGACUGGUCCUGGCCGGAGGACACGGGAGGUCGUAAGGACGUCACCUUCACCGUGCUGUGUAAGCGCUGCAGAGAGGGCCAGAGGGUGUGUGAGGCGUGUCGCAGCAACGUACGGUUCCUCCCUCGUGCUGCAGGCCUGCAGAACACUACCGUAACUGUGGGAGACCUGCUGGCUCACACUAACUACACCUUUGAGAUAGAAGCUCAAAAUGGAGUGUCCCAGUUAGCCCCAACCAUGAGGCAAUAUGCUGCUGUGACCAUCACUACCAACCAAGCAGCCCCUUCUCCAGUGACUGUAAUCAGGAAGGAUCGUACGUCUCGUAACAGCAUCUCUCUGUCCUGGCUGGAGCCAGAGAGACCCAACGGCAUCAUACUGGACUACGAGGUGAAAUACUACCAGAAGCAAGAGCAGGAGACCAGCUACACCAUCCUACGGUCUAAGGGUUGCAACGUGACGUUGGGUGGUCUAAAGGCAGACACCUCUUACCUGCUCCAGAUCAGGGCCCGGACUGCAGCAGGCUACGGAGCCAGCAGCAGGAGCUUUGAGUUUGAGACAAGCCCUGACUCGUUCUCUAUCUCAAGUGAGAGUAGUCAGGUGGUGUUGAUAGCCAUCUCCUCCUCUGUGGCCAUCAUCCUGCUCACCGUCCUCCUCUACGUGGUGAUUGGCAGGUUCUGUGGCUACAGCAAGUCUAAACACCCCGAUGAAAAGAGACUGCACUUUGGCAACAGUCACCUGCGUCUGCCAGGUAUAAGGACCUAUGUAGACCCUCACACUUAUGAAGACCCCAGUCAGGCCGUCCAUGAGUUUGCCAAGGAGCUGGAUGCUUCCUGUAUCGCCAUCGACAAGGUGGUGGGAGCAGGUGAGUUUGGGGAGGUGUGCAGCGGUCGUCUGCGUCUGCCCAGUAAGAAGGAGAUCUGUGUGGCAAUCAAGACGCUGAAGGCAGGAUACACCGACAAACAGAGGCGGGACUUCCUGUCCGAGGCGUCAAUCAUGGGACAGUUUGACCAUCCAAAUAUCAUCAGGCUGGAGGGAGUGGUCACCAGGAGUAAACCUGUGAUGAUAGUGACUGAAUACAUGGAGAAUGGAUCCUUGGACAGCUUUCUGAAAAAACACGAUGCCCAGUUUACUGGUAUCCAGUUGGUGGGCAUGCUGCGUGGCAUCGUGUCAGGCAUGAAGUACCUGUCUGACAUGGGCUACGUCCACAGAGACCUGGCCGCCCGUAACAUCCUGGUGAACAGCAACCUGGUGUGUAAGGUGUCUGACUUCGGCCUGUCCAGAGUCCUGGAGGACGACCCCGAGGCUGCUUACACCACACGGGGAGGUAAGAUCCCUAUCAGGUGGACAGCUCCAGAGGCCAUCUCCUACAGGAAGUUCACCUCGGCCAGCGAUGCCUGGAGCUACGGUAUCGUGCUCUGGGAAGUGAUGUCAUACGGGGAGCGGCCUUACUGGGAGAUGUCCAAUCAGGACGUGAUCAAAGCGGUGGAUGAGGGCUACAGACUGCCUCCUCCUAUGGAUUGUCCUGCAGCUCUGUACCAGCUGAUGUUGGACUGCUGGCAGAAGGAGAGGAACAACAGACCCAAGUUUGAACAGAUCGUCAGCAUCCUGGAUAAACUCAUACGCAACCCUGGGAGCCUGAAGAUCACAGCCAACACCUCAUCCCGGCCAGUCAACCUGCUCAUGGACAGGAGUAGUUCUGAGGUGGUUCCAUCGUUGGACACCAUGGGGGAUUGGCUGGACAGCGUGAGGACUCUGCCCUGUAAGGAGGCCUUCUCUGGGGUCAGCUACAGCUCCUGUGACACCCUGCCCAAGACCUCCGCAGAGGACCUAAAGAAGGUUGGUGUGACUAUCGUCGGCCCCCAGAAGAACAUUGUGAGCAGCAUCAAAGCACUAGAGAGCCACAGUAAGAAUGGCCCUGUCCCAGUCUAACCUAACCAAGCCACUAGAGAUCCACAGAUUGGCUGACUGGCUGCCCUCUGGCCCCCAUUCCAAUCUGGAUGAAGCCAUUCUGGGCCCCGUUCCAUUCUGAAUGAAGCCCUUCUGGGCCCCGUUCCAUUCUAAAUUAAGACCCCCUGGGCCCCGUUCCAUUCUGAAUGAAGCCCCUCUGGGCCCCGUUCCAUUCUGAAUUAAAGCAUCUCCUUUUCAGCUCCUCCCUCCACUCCAGUGAGACCUCUGUGGACGUUUCAAUUAUGUUCAUUCCACGAGGGAGCCCUCCCAUUUUGAGGGGUAGUGAUAGGGAGUGAAGGAUGGGAGAGGAGGGGCUCGUAGUACUUUGGAUUAGAACAGCCCUCUGAUCUCUGUAACAUACAGGAAGGAAGUCCCAAACUAAAGGAGGAAGUAGACAUUAGAAGAGUGGUGCAGAGGAGGUCAACCGCUCUGGAGUUUGAUGAUGUCACCAUGAUGUCUUGACCUUACCCUGAACCCAGGGCAAGCAGUCAGACCGACAGACUGACCGACCAACUCUUCGACACUCCGCACCAAUGCUGAGAUGCCUUACUGAGAACACAGGAAAGGGGGGGAGAGAACCUGGCCUUGGACCUUAAAGGCAUGGGGAUAAAGGGCCGGCGCUGGGAUUGGAGAACCUGGGAUAGCAGGGCCCUGUGUGUGACUUAUAGUGGAAAGGGGCUUGUUGAGAACUGAACUAUUUAUGAUCUGAUCCUGUGGAUUUGACUGACAGAUCUUAAAUUCUGUAGAGGGGGACGUUAAAUGCCUUGAGGAGAACAAUGCAGACAGUAGCAGCAGCAGAAACCCACUCACAUCAACCUGCAGCAAACAGAAGCAGACCUGGAGACUCCCACCGCUGAAGACCCUGCACUCUCUCACAGAGAAGGACUGAUACCACUCUGUGUGUCUGUGUGUGUGUGUGCACCUAUGUCCCUGCAUGUGAGUGGGAAGGUAUACUCAAGAGAAAAUCAGCUUGAGAAGGAAGCCAAACCAUUUGAUGGUCACCCAUAGUAGAAUAAGCCAUGUACCCCCUAUAGACUAAUGUCUGCAAACAGUCAAUGUCAAACACAGAGCAAUAAUCAUAACAAUCAGUUUAUCAGUUUGAUCAACCUGAAGCCAUGAGUCUCAGACAUGUACAGUUUGCUCUGAUGGUAAACAGGAUAUAUCAAACCACAUACAGAACUGUAACUAACUACCACCUGUCUGCUUAUCAUACAGAACUGUAACUAACUACCACCUGUCUGCUUAUCAUACAGCACCGUAACUAACUACCACCUGUCUGCUUAUCAUACAGCACCGUAACUAACUACCACCUGUCUGCUUAUCAUACAGAACCGUAACUAACUACCACCUGUCUGCUUAUCAUACAGAACCGUAACUAUCUACCACCUGUCUGCUUAUCAUACAGAACCGUAACUAACUACCACCUGUCUGCUUAUCAUACAGAACUUUAACUAACUACCACCUGUCUGCUUAUCAUACAGCACCGUAACUAACUAUCACCUGUCUGCUUAUCAUACAGAACUGUAACUAACUACCACCUGUCUGCUUAUCAUACAGAACCGUAACUAACUACCACCUGUCUGCUUAUCAUACAGUAGGUAAUGAUGCAUCACUCCAAGCUUCCUAGUUCCUAGCCCUAGUGUGAAAUCUCAGGAUGUGUAUUAUUCAUUCAAACUGAAGCAGGAUAGAGAGAAAGGAGAGGGAGGGAGAGAGAGAGGUAGAAGUAGAGAAAGAUGUAGAGGGAGAGAGAAAAAGAGAGGGAGCUAUAGAGGUAAUGAGAAAGAUGGAGAGAAAGAGAGAGAGAGGUAGAGAGAGAAUACCAUGCCGACUACUUCAGAGCGUAUUCUGCUCUGUAAGGUAGAUAGAUGAAAAUGAACAACACCAUCCCAGAGCUGGUGGGGAUCUCACAACUCUCUGUAUAAAAGGAGUGUAUUACAUCGCUACAGCAGAUAAGGAUUCUCUCUGAUAUGAACAGUGUGUGUGUGUGUGUGUAUGUGUGUGUGAUAUCACCUCCGUCCAUCCCCUGCCCGCCCUUAGCUGCUGUUACGUGUUCUGUAUAGCAUGUACAUAUGUAAAACAACUGUGGAACCAUAUCUACUAGCAGUACAGUCCCCUUCCAUGGCCAUCCCUUUGUACAAAUGUUUCUAUGUAUAAAAGAAUGAACAGAAAUAUCUGUGCAACAUUUUAAAAAGACAAACAUUCUUUGUAUAAUAUUUUAUGUUAUUUUGUAUUAUAUUUGUUUUUUUACAGUUAAAAAAAGCAAUUAUAAUAACCUAUUAUUUAUUUGUUAACAUAUACAGUGCAAAAGUGUAAUGUUUUUUUUGUAGCAUACCGUAAUCUAUGACAUGGUUGGUUCUGUGGCAGCGUCCUCAAUGUUUUCUAUUUACUUUAUAAACAUGAACAUUUGGAAGAGCAAUACUGUUAUGCACCCCAUCCCUACUCUUUUUGCUUUCUUUAGAUUAACGUGUGUGUGCGCCGGUGCGUGUGUGUGCUUGUGUGUGUGGGCAUGCGAGUGUGUGCGUACGACGCGCUUGCGUGCGUAAAGGCCUUGUCUACUAAUGUAAAAUGAUUUGUAGUGGAAACAUUUAUAUUUUUAUAAUAAACAUUAUCAAAAUAUUUUCAAAAAAAUGAA
Coregonus clupeaformis (lake whitefish) is the source of this 5828-nucleotide messenger RNA. Its product is annotated as ephrin type-A receptor 3-like. Gene Ontology annotation, molecular function: protein binding; transmembrane-ephrin receptor activity; ATP binding. Gene Ontology annotation, cellular component: neuron projection; plasma membrane. Lineage: Eukaryota; Metazoa; Chordata; Actinopteri; Salmoniformes; Salmonidae. The transcript has 17 exons. The record is from RefSeq and is a predicted model, not a curated record. Gene Ontology annotation, biological process: axon guidance; protein phosphorylation; cell surface receptor protein tyrosine kinase signaling pathway. Bases 209 to 3178 code for a protein of 989 amino acids.